Venturia canescens is the source of this 694-nucleotide messenger RNA. RefSeq lists its product as uncharacterized. The transcript is spliced from 3 exons. The record is from RefSeq and is a predicted model, not a curated record. Bases 1 to 552 code for a protein of 183 amino acids. NCBI's taxonomy places the organism in Eukaryota, Metazoa, Arthropoda, Insecta, Hymenoptera, Ichneumonidae.
AUGGACGUUGUCAAAGAUUACAUCGAUUGUAUCAAUGUUCAUUGGCUCGUCGUGGUGACGACAGGGAUGUACAUGCACUUACGACAAAUUUGUAUAAUUGGAUUGUGCCUCGAAGAGAGGCAAUUCGACGAAGAGGGAAGUUUACCGUUCGAUCCUUCCUACGCAUCCCUCAUUUUUAUGUUUUCUUUGUUGUGUCUACUCGCCGAGUACAGGCUCUGGCCGAGCUCUCUCAAGGAACCACCGACGCAACUAUUGUACAUUUACGAUGUUCUCGUCUCAGCACUUGCAACGAAUUUGGGAAACCAUGGAAUUUGGAUACCGAUCAUGAAUGGAGUUUAUUGUCUCACCCAACAAUCGAGUAACUGGAUUCUGUGGCUGAACGCUACGUUGGGCCUCGACAGUUACUCUCCCCUCACAACGUUUGCCUCGUACAUGGCGACCGAAGAUGCUGCAGUUCACACCGCAUUUUGUCUCUCCAUACUUUCCUUCGUUUGGAUGUUGGAUGCCACAGAAUCUUUGGACGCUAUUUUGGAGGCUUGGACCGCGGAUUGAAAUAAAUGAUAAUUCAAAACUUUUUUCAUACUGUCAUGUGUUUUAAUUGUCGUCUCGAAUUUCUGAAUCGAAGAUAUUUAAUAAAAAUUUGUAUUUCAUAUUGACCAAUUGCGUUUCAAACAUUGUCUUGACAAAAAUCGAU